Molecule: messenger RNA, 2938 nt
Organism: Synchiropus splendidus (mandarinfish)
Lineage: Eukaryota; Metazoa; Chordata; Actinopteri; Syngnathiformes; Callionymidae
Product: high affinity choline transporter 1-like
Exons: 8
Coding region: 456-2114 (552 amino acids)
Biological process (GO): transmembrane transport; choline transport; acetylcholine biosynthetic process
Cellular component (GO): plasma membrane
Molecular function (GO): choline:sodium symporter activity
Source: RefSeq, a predicted model, not a curated record
CAUGGCUUUAUCCACUGUAAAUCUGAAGUCACAAAAGUGUCUCUUGACAUUUUACUCCUGGUCAAAGUAGACGAGCAUAUGAAGACUCUCUCCACAUCCUCCAUUUUAAAGGGCACAAUUCCCACCAAUUCCUAGUCUUCUGAGGUUUGGCUGGAGAGUCGGACAUUGAAAAUGGCUUCUUAAAGAUAGAGGUGGGUUCCAGGAAAGUAGGGUCUAGGACAGAGCACUUCAAGUGAGGUGAGGAGAAGACGGACGGUGCAGAGGACCAGAGAAGGUCUGAAGAAGAGUGAGGCAGAAAACAGGACAGACUGCUAAACAUUUAUCACAUGAUUGGCCUCAGCAGAAUGUAAUGAGGCAGAUUAUGUUGGAACACGUAAGGUACCCGCAUCCAGUUUGUCAGGUUCUGAAACUGAUAAAAAGCCGUUGAUGUGCGUUGCCUGUCCACUCACUGCACCAUGGGUGUUAACGUGCCCGGGCUCAUAGUCUUGCUGCUCUUCUACUUGCUUGUCUUUGGCACUGGCAUCUGGGCAUCCAGGAAGUCCAAGAGGGCAAAAGAGAGCAGAAGUGCAAACUGGUCAGAUGUUACGCUUCUGGGGAACAGAGGAAUUAACCUGGCAGUUGGAGUCUUCACUACAGCAGCUACUUACGUUGGAGGAGGCUUCAUUGUUGGAAUCUCAGAGCUGGUGUACACUCCGACCUGGGGACUGGUCUGGACCGUCAUCCCAGUCUCAGCUGCUAUGGCAUUCAUUGUGGGUGGCAUUUUCUAUGCGAAGAAAAUGCGACAGGGAAAAUACGUGACGAUGAUGGACCCCAUCCAGAGGAAGCUUGGAACGGCUGUCAGUGUGGUUUUGUCAGUGGCUCUCUUGGUGUCUGACAUGUUCUGGGUGCCUGCGGGUCUGAUCAGUUUAGGCAGCACUAUGUCCAUCAUCCUCGACCUGUCCUACAACUUGUGUGUUUGGAUCUCAGCUGCGGUGGCUGUCACCUACACACUCUUAGGAGGACUGUACUCUGUAGCGUACACUGAUGUCUUACAGCUGGUCCUCAUAUUCGUCAGUUUGUGGCUCUGUGUUCCUUUCGUGCUGAUGUCGGAACACUCACUCGACAUCACACAAACUGCUUUGAACUUCACGUAUCAAGAUCCGUGGGUCGGUUCGGUCGACAUAGACAGAGUGUGGAACUGGCUGGAUCAGCUGCUGCUGUUGUGUUUCUCUUUUCUGGGAAGUCAGGGGUUUCACCAGAGGAUGUUGUCAGCGUCCUCACCCACCACAGCCAGACUGAGCUGCUUCAUCGCAGCCCCUGUCACAUUAAUGUUAGCAGUUCCACCAGUAUUGAUCGGCGCCGCCGCCACAUCAACAGAUUGGAACCAGACUUCGUACGGCUCUCCAUCACCGUACGAGAGAGACGAGGCCAGCUAUAUUCUCCCCCUGGUCUUGCAACACCUCACUCCAAGCUAUGUGUCAGUUAUUGGCAUUGGAGCUAUUGGUGCUGCUGUGAUGUCAUCGACAGACUCAGCUCUUUUGUCGACAGCUUCCAUCUUCUCCUCCAACAUUUACAAGAGCAUCCUGAGGACCAAUGCAUCAGAGAGGGAAAUGCAGUGGGUGGUCCGAAUCACAGUCGUGUUGGUGGGCGUCGUUGGAACGUCCUUAACUUUUCUUAACAACAGCAUCAUGGUUUUCUGGAUUGUGGGAGCUGACAUUGCAUACGUCUUCACGUUCCCUGCUCUCACUUGCGCCCUGUUCUGUGAGUUCUCCAACGGCUAUGGCGGCAUCAUGGGAGUCUUCAUCGCGCUGCUAUUGAGAGUGCUGAGUGGAGAACCAGAGUUUGGCUUGCCAGCAGUCCUCCAUUAUCCAGGAGGCACAGUCAAGGACGGCAUGUACAUCCAGCGCGCCCCUGUCAGCACCAUCUGUAUGCUGAGCAACCUGCUCGCCACCAUCUUCUUCUCUUACUUGACUUCGCUGCUGUUCAACAGAGGAAUUCUGCCUGAAAAAUGGGACAUAUUUGCAGUUAAAGGCCGCCAACCAUGCAAAACCACUGAUGUGAACACUGAGGAGAACUGUAAGAGAGAAACUGAUCACAUGACGGAAACAUCUCCGCUGGAGACAUCGGCCCUUUGAUAUGUGUUGAGUAAUAGCUGAGAUAAAAACUCACUGAUUACAGUUCCAUCAUCAUUCCAUUUUCUGUCAUACUGACAAGUUGCUGACCAGCAACAAGCGAUCCUUAUUACAAUAUAUCGGGACAUGGUAGUGAUGAUGGCAUUUCUCUUCAUCUCUUGUACCUCUGUGUAGAGCUAAUCCAGUUGACAUGCGUUAAAACCACCUUUUAGUCAAAGAUAAUAUUCCUCCGUUUUUUCACCCCCAUCCAUCCAUUGUUUUUCACACCUGCCCCAAGUAAAGACGGCCAGACUUCCAUUCCACCACAAGCCUCCGAGCCACCUCAACAGGCUUCUGACACUGGAGCCUUGUUAGUCGAUAGGGUGUCUCUCUGAUGAUUGAGUUGCUGGUUCAGUCUUAAGGCCCAGUCACGAAUUUUGCCUUGUUGCCACAGAGUACCCACAAACAGGAGGGCAGUGAAUUAAGAGCGUUGCAAUUUGGCUGAGCUCUUUUAUCAAUAGGACACACCAAUAGUCACGAUCGACCAAUUGCACGCACCAUUCUUCUCUCACUCUGGAACAAACCCCAACAUAUGUGAACUCUUCCACCUUAGCUAGUGUUGAUUUGAGGUCUCAUAUUCUCAAAAAAUAUGUAUUGGAUUUUAAUGACUUACAUGAAUAAAACAUGUUUAUUCCUGUGUCGUACUCUUAUGCUUGAUAUAUAAAUUGGGACUAGCCUUUUUUUGCAGUGUUGCGAAACUUCAGUACAGUGCACCUCAAUACAGUUCAGCCGGAUUCAAGUGGAAACUCAAGUGGCGGAUUGAGCCGUUUCGGCUCUGUGUAACUGGC